UCAGAUGAAUCGCCAUUACGUUUUCGCGUUUGCAACUCCGGAACUAAAACGUGUGUGUUUGCUUGUGACGAAAAAUCGGAAAAUUUCGACCCGCACCUAACUCGGAACCGACCAAAAGUGGUAACGUUCGGUAGCGGAAGCUUUGUCUCCUCCUGUAGUAGUAGAAUUUACCGGAGUGCUGUCCGUUCCGUCGCGUAUGAAUCAAAUCUUUUUGAGGGUGUUAAGAAUUUUCGCUUCGCUCGUCGGUGCGGUUUUCAGCAGGCCUUUUCCUCCCGACAGCGGUGUUUGUGAAGAGCGUAGUUGGAUGCGGAAGAUGUAGGCAUAAGGCGGUCGCGGGGAAGAAGAGUAGUUACGUACGGUCACGGUAUUUUUCCGAUCGGAAAACGAAUCGAAAAACUAGCCUUGCUUCCAAUUUGCGGUGCCGGGAGCAGAGCUAAUCGAAAAGGGAAGCAUAGUGCCUAGAAGGUACAACCAAAAACGGAAGCAGCAGCUGAAAUUAUUGGAUUCCGAGUUAGCUGGUUUUGUUUGUGUGUGUAUAUGUGAUUCUGCGUCCCGAGAACAGGGACGGUAAACUGGAGCACUAGCGCUACGUGAACAAGUGUACACAACAUUGCGUUGUUUCUGCAGAAUCAUCCGGGAUUUCAUCAUAAUUUUCGACGUUUCUGUCAGCAAAGCAAAACAAAGAAAGAAACAUACAGAGCGUAUCGAUCGUGCAAAUGAUUCAUUAUUUACAAUAUUGUAAAAACAUAAAAGUGAAACAAGAGAAGUCUAGAAGUGGUGCAAAUAAUAAAUAGGUGUUCAGGGAGAUUAUUUCAAGCGAGCUUCGUUGCUAUUGUAAUUAGAAUUGGUUUUAUUUAGCACACCGUAUGUCUGGAAAUAGAAACGCCACGUUCUAGGAGCGUACAUCUGUCGAUCGUUUUCCAAGGAAAGCUAACAGUGGAACUGGCGAUAUAGUAAGAUUCCAACUAUGGACGAUGAAGAUGAACCAACAGCGUCUCCGCCCAUCACUUCUAAUGAAACUACACAGCAUACUUCUACGUCAACAAACCCUCCGCACGUUUCACCAAAUUCAUGCAGUGAAAACGAGAUCCCUUUGGAUACUGAGGACAGAACAAUAGAAGCCACUACUGGCGAUUCGCAAGAAGAACACUGCAAUGAGCCGUGCGCAGUUGAACCAGAUCCUAAGCAAACGGAGAAUGAACACGAAACGAAUGAAUCAUCAGAACACAUUGAGUCUACAGAUAUCGAUAUGCAGCAAAUGGCCCCAACGACUGAAGAAACUGUACGCGAGACUGAGGCGGAUAAGCAGGAAAUCGCACAACCAGAGAAACGGCCUCUAGUGCAGCCAGAUGAGUUGGUGGAUACCACUACUGAAGCGAAGGGAGAGUCCAUGGAAGGUCAUGAGUUCUCUCCCGAAUUACCAGUGCAGGACACAGGUGCUUCUGUUAGCGACUUAUUCCAUCAGGUUGUUGAUGAUGAUUCUCUGCGACCAGAAAUAAUUAAGGAUAAUGAGCAACAAGAGGAAAUUGCAGAACAGAUAGUGAAACAUAAAGCAAAUGGGAAUUUAGCGAGUGAACCAGUUGAAACAGAAAGUAGCCUAACUAGCCAAUCUCAGGAUAGCUUAGUAGGUAACACGGGAGACAACGCGUUGGAUGCGCCGCAGGAAAACAAUAAUGAUUUUUCGCCGCGACCAAACGACGAUAACACCGACAAAAGUGAUUCGGAUAUGUCUCCUAUCCAGACGAAAGUGCAAAGCAACGAUGAAGAACCUUGCACAGAUGACGACGGGGAAGAUCGCAUAGAGAUCGACGCAGAUGAUGCUGAUGAUGAUGAUGAUCGUAGAAGUAAAGAUGCAUUGAGCAAGCAUCAGCUAGGCGAAGAUUCUUUGAAUGAGGUAGAACGAGAAGUAGAAGAAAGUGAAGAUCGGAUGGAUUUUAAGGACGGAGACAACAAUAAGAGCGAGGAGCAGGAAGAUAUUGAAGCUGGACAUGAUAGUACAACAGCAGAACUCCACCUGAAUGGAGACAUCUCGAACGACGGAUGUCACGCAUCCGACGACGGUUGCCCUAUGGAAGAAACCGAUUCAACGUCACUCAAACGGCCACGGUCAGUUAGCCCAACCUGUGCGAACAGAAGCGACAUUCAGGAACCUUCCAGUAAGUUGCUAAAGACCGAUGAUUCUAGUUUACUGGAAACAGAUGCGCCAGAUCCAGUAGAACAAGGAAGCCCUGAGGUUUCACACGAAAUCAAACAAAACACGGAGCUACUAGAAAACAUUGAACCUUUGAAUCAGUCCAUUGAUUCGGGAAAGUCUUCUUUGGGAGAUAGCAAUGAACCAGAGGAGGAAGCGGCUUCUUUAGUGCCGACAGAAAGUACAUCAUCCCAAGAGAAGUCACAAAGCGAUCCUCAGGCGGCAAAAGAAGAUAAUAUAGAAGACGACGAUUUGGACGAUGAUAAAUCUAGCAGUUCGAGUUCGUCUAGCUCGUCAAGCUCAAGCUCGGAUUCCGAUAGCUCUGAUGACGAGGCUAAGGAAGAAGAAGAAGAAUUAGAGAAUAAAUUAUCACUUUGUGAAAAAGACGAGCAACCAGUAGAGAAGUUGGAGUUGAUAACUUCCGUGCAGGUACAACCGACUCCGGAACAAACUAGUUGCAACACAGUUGCGCCUGCUGGAAUCAAAUUCGAAGACAAUGAGAGUCGAUCUCAAUUGGAAAUGGACGAAUCGUGUUCUCUUACUUCUGAAGAGUAUGAAGAGGCUGAGGAUGAAAUGGAAGAAAAUGAAAACGGUGCCAAAAUAACUAAAAGUGAAGGACUAAAGUUGUCGAUUUCGCUAAAACGGCCCACAUUAGAAGGCAAUCCAGCACCAGUGAUGGAGCAAUUGCCUCCGGUAGUUGUGCCACAGCCAGUGGAUUUUAGUAACUUCCUAAGUUUAGAUAAGAUAUUCGGUGAGCGGUCCGAGCUGAUCAAAAUUGAUUACAAUAGUAAACCGGUGGUGCACAAUAUUAGCGAUAAGGUACAAGAAAUGGAAACUGAUAUGCUUCCAGCUGAAACCGUCCCCACUGAGGGUUACAGUUUACUUGGUAAUCAACUAAAAACCAACUACGUCGGUGUUAAUUCAGCUGACUUUGUGGUAGACGAAUCAUCAGACACAUUAGAUGAAGACAAUAGACUAGUUAUAGCUGAGAAACAACGCAAGGGAAGAAAGAAAGACAAUUCGCCCACCAAACAACCACAGUUUCCGUUACAACAGCCCUGGAAUCCUGCAGGUUCAUAUCCUUCGUUGAUACGAACUAGUGUGGCUAAAGGCCCUGCCAAACGACCAUAUCAGCAACGACCGCAACAAUCUCUAAUGAAAACGAUGCUCGCGAGCAGCAAGAUUCCUCAACAGCAUUUGCCUAUUCCUCCAGCCCUACCUCCUCAAAUGCCGCCGGAACAGCAAAGUCCGCUACUUCCCAUUGCUCCCCCGCAGCAAGAGAAGAAAAAAGACAAGAAGAAGGUCUUUUUGUGCUCACCAUGCGGGACCCAUUUCGAAAAUUGGAACUUGUUCAAACACAUGCGCGAAGUGCAUAAGAAGUACAUUUGUUUGUACUGCUUAGGUAUUUUUCAGUCAGCUGAAAGGCUUGUGACACAUCUGGAGGCCAAACAUCAGGUGCGAAAGAAGCAGUUUUCUAGUUUUGAUGAGUAUCAACAGCAGCAGAAUGUGGACUCUAGUAAAUCACUCUAUCUAAUGUGUGCUCGAUGUGAACACAUAUUCGAAAAGACGUCCCCGAGCGACGAGCAAGCGAUUGUGCAACAUGAUUGUGCUAAUUAUUUAGAGAAAUGUAACAACUGCGGCUGUCUGAAGCAGUCCAAACAUAAGUGUGACAAAAAGGUGGAACUGUUGGCGGCAAGUGCACAGCCCGGUGGACAAUUUAACAAUUUUAGUUCGAUUGGCAAUAUAAAUAAUAACGUUAGAUUUAGCAUAAACAACUACGAUAAUAGAGCUAGUAGUAGUUCGACGGCUGUGAUGUUUAGUUACGAUAAUCAUACAAAUAAUAAUAACGGCAACCAGGAUAAUCUGAAUCAGCUGAAUAGUCUAGCCGGUGCAGGUCGACCGAUGCUACCGAAUAAUCGGAAAACGUCAAGCAAAAAAGCUAAGAUCACCCAGAGACAACCACUGUCCGAUUUCAACGCACAGAUGUUGCUUCCUACGAGUGACCAGCCACCGACUCAAAUUGUGGAACCUGCAGCCAGCACUUUCAUAAGUCCCAUUUUACAAUCUCGAUUAACGAAACCGUUGGAAUCGAUACCUACACUCUCGUAUCCAGCUGAACUGCUGCAACCACCGUCCAGUAGCCAAGAGUCGUUGGAUCAACAUGCAUCAAGGCGGAUGCAAGACAAAAUCAAAGCCCCUAAGCUUAAUUUCAACCAAACCACAACGCUGUCCACUAUACCUGCCAGUUUGCUAAACGUAACCGAAACACCUACGGAACUUCCGCCGGUUCCGGAGCUACCGGCACAUGUCCAUCAGGAAGACGAAAAUGUCGCACAACCUCCGCUGGUACCUAAGCUGAAGGUGAAAAUUCCGAAGCAGUACUGUACACCCAUCGAGAGCGAGGACUCAUCUACUGAGAGUGACUACGACUACAACGAAGCGGACGAGGACGAUGAUGACGACGUGGAAGGUGGUGGCGAGAACGAAAUGCAACAGACUCCGGCGAUGGCAGAGAUUACGUCGCAUCCGCCAGCAAUGGAUCACCUUGUGGACACACCAGCUUCGACUAAUUGCCGGAUAGAAGAUGACAUGAAACUCGAUCCUGUCGAAAUGGACAUCGAGGAAGAAGGUGACAGGCAACCGGUCAGUUUGCCACCAGAAAUGGGUCCAGCUCCGAUGCCACAACAUCAUCGAACAGAGAUAGAAAAACCUGCCUCACCGGAACCGAUGGCCGUGGAUGAAACAAGUCAGCAUCCAGUGCCAUUGGAUCAUGAGCAAGCUGCACCAGAACCACCGGUUGCAAAAUCUUCAAUAGAACCGGAACCACCAUCGGAUGGUAUCGUUAUAGCGGACGAAGACUCUCAAAUGUUUGACCUGACGCUUGACGAACCCUUGGACAAAAUUCAUAUACGAGACUUCAUCAAAAUUUGUCUCCAAUCGACGGUUCCCUUUUGUUUGUACUGCAAUCACGCCAGACGAAUCGCCGUCAAUGGUAAAUAUCUGGCCUUGCAUUUGAUAGCAACGCAUCGUUUUCAAGCGACUGUGAACAGCAUAACGGCCGAGGAAUUACUGCCGGCAACGAUUGUUCAGCGAUUUAAGGUCUGCCUGGACGAGUUGGAACCGAUGUUCUUCAACUUGGAAACGUUCGAUAGUAGCUGGACCGCGGAGCAGAAAGCAGUCACCUAUCCGAAGCAAUUUGAAUGCUUUCAGUGCCGUUUCAUAACAACGAUCCACAAGGAACUGUACCUGCACAAUCGCAAAAUGCACCAAAAGUCACUGCUGAUUUGCUUGAUGUGUCGUGCUAAUUUCUUUAGUUACAGUGAGUUACUCUGUCACAUGUGUCCGGGAGCACCCAACCGCCUGGGUAUUCUGGAUUAUACGUUCCGGUGCAGUUUGUGUAGUAUUGAUGGGAUCCCCUCGGCUUUCCGGUUGAUGGUACAUUUAAGAAAACGCCACUUUGCGUGCGAUGUGUGUUUGGAACAGUGCGUGGAACAGGGUGCGUUGUCCAACCACGUGUGGAAACAUAAGUUGCAUCAUCUGUGCUAUCGGUGCGGAAUUGCCUACCGCAACAAAGCGGACAUCUUGAAGCAUCUAUUCUGGAAGCACGGAACGGAAGGAGUGUUGUGCAAGAGAUGUUUACAAAAGAAGUGGCCCCAUGUGUAUCAUUUCUGUGCACCACCUGCGCAGUUUAUUUGCGAGGUAUGUCAAAUGGGUUUCGGGAAGUCGCUGGCACUGAAGGUGCACCAACGGUUACACAAUGGUGAGGAAAAGUAUCCCUGCAGUGAAGAUGGGUGUGAGAAAAAGUUUAUUUCAAAGAAAUUGCUGUUAAAGCAUGUUCAGCGACAUUACGAACCGACACAACCACCUCUUUCACCACCCAAAAAUAAGGAUCCGACACCGGAACCGGAGCCAAUUUCGAAACAGAAAGUGGAGGAGCAGGAAAAACCAGUGGAAGAUACUAAACCCGCGAAAGAAGAGUCCAUUGAUGACGGUAAGGUAAAGGUAGAAGUCAAAGAAGAGAAGAAAGAAUCCGAUUUGGGGAAGCCUACAGAAAAUUCACGAAAGAAAAAGAAGAAGCGAUCUAAGGAGGAUCAGGAAAAAUCACUAACUGAUUUGAUCAAUCUUCCAGCUUUAAAUCUCUCGGAAAGCGAUAGUAGUGACAAUUCAGAUGCAGAGAAUUCGAACACUAGCAGUAAGAGAUUCGUGUCUGUGCCGGGAACAACUCUGAGUGAGAGUUCUGGUGAUGAACAAUCUCCUGCGUUGAAAAAGGAAGAACCAAAAGAAGAUGCAACUACCGAAGAAUCGACGCAGGCUGGAACAGAACAGGUUAUGGCUAUUUGGAAUAACUUUAAAAAUUAUCAAGCUAGUAGAACCAAUAGUAGGAGGGCAUCUUUGGCCGAAGACAUAAGCGAGGAACAGUUUGUUGAUAAAUUGUUAAAAACAAAGAUCCUGCAUGUUUCUCAAUCGGAUCACGACUAUUGCCGCAUGACAAAGAAGGUUUAUCCUCAGAUCAAAGCAGCGGAGGCAGGAGAAACAAUUGUGAUCGAUGAUGAUGGAAACCUGGAAGGUGUCAAAAAACGAGAGUCUCUACUGAAAAGUUCUACACAGAGCAGCCAUUCGAAGAAACAGAAAUCUCCUCGAAAGAGAAAACCUUCUAAAAGUGGCUCUGAUUCAUCAUCUAGUGGUAGUGGAAGUGAUUCAGAUUCAAGCUGUGAGUGUGGCUCAAACUGCAGCUGUAGUUCGAGUAGUUCUGGAAGUAGUAGCUCAUCCUCGGACGAUUCGGAAAGUUCAGAUGAAAAUGCUGCGAAAAAGAAAAUUAAGGAGGUAGAAGAUAGGCUGGGAAAAGUGAAAGAGGAAGAACAGCCACCAGAGAAGGAGGAAGUUCCUGUGCUACCACCUGAACCUGUCGAUCCCGAUACCAUUAUCCGUGAAUCAGACCUAGAGACAGACGAAUCGGAGACGGAUGAAGAAUUCUACGAUGACCAUCCUCAGAAGUUGGCCAAUCAGAUGCUGGCGGAGAAGCGAAAACAGCUUCUACAACAAACUUGUAUGAGCCCACUGAACACCUAUGGAAUCGUUGAAAACAGUCGACCAUCAACGCCGUCUUUGCCACCGGAAGAGCAAGGUGUCAAGAAGAAGGUUAAGCUGAAAAAGAGGAAGCGCGAAAGAAAGUUAGCUAAGAAAACGCCUUUGCAGUUGUUGUCGCAGAAACACCAUAUGAACAUUCCUCCUCUUCUGAAUCUGAAUCAUGUCGAUCAGUUUUCACCGGUUCCAGUACUUCAAGCACCACCGCUGACAGCACCACCGGUGUUUCAUCAAUUAAACAGUCCAAAGAUUCCACCUCUAGCUGAUCAUUCAACACCAAGCACACCCUUGAAUACUUUUACUUCGAAGUCUUCAUCCAAGACUCUGUCCCCACGUCUUAGCACAGGAAAUAGCUCGGAGUCCGAUGCUCCACUGAAACGAUCUCAACGUAGCCGCAAACCGAAUAAAUUCUACGGCUACACUAGCGAUGAGGAACCAGCAUCUGCGUUAACUCCUCAGGCUUCCAAAAACCCCGAAAAGUCCAUCCUUUCCGUUAUGAAGCCAACACCACCUCCCAAUUUAGUUUGGAGCAAAGAAGACCUACCGUCACCGCCGAUAGUGAAAACCAAGACUCCCAAACUCAAACAACCAGAGCAUCAUACUCCGGUUACUAGUCGAGUGCUUCCUUCGCCAAUCACACCCGUUCAACAGCCUCCUCGUGUUGUAACAACGCGCAUCCCUCAGGCUCCCGUUCACCACAUCCAUGCAAGUCCGAUGAGUACUCCUCACCAAACUGAUGCCGACAGCGAUUCCAGUCAGGAAGGCGUUCUCCAAAUUAGUCACAAACCCAUGAAAACUACUCCCCAUAGGCCACCACCACCACUACCGAAACUAAAACUAUCCAUUGCGAAGAAAACGCCCGUUCGAGGGACUCCAAAAGCGCCAGGCUCUCGAAAGCGAGGUUCCGCUAAAUCUAAAACCCCAAAAUCAGCACCGCCAACUAUCCCUCCGGCCACCGCCCGUUCUCUGGCUCCGGACUUCCCUGCGCCUGUAGUUGCCUCAGCACCUCCGUUCGAACCACCCAUUAUGGAUACGAGGAUCCCGAAGGUUCCACCACUCGGAUCGUUCCCCAGUAUUACCACAGAGUUUUUCCCUCCCAACCAGAUCCGUAUCCCUGCCGGAUGGCGCCCACCACGGGAGGGUGAAUCCGUUUACUGCUACUGUCGCUGCCCCUACGAUGAAGUAUCAGAAAUGAUUGCUUGUGACGGAGACAAUUGCCGAAUCGAAUGGUUCCACUUUGAGUGCGUCGGCAUAAUUAUGCCCCCGAAAGGUAAAUGGUUCUGUCCAGAGUGUAAAAUGAAACAGCAGGGAAGCGGUGCCGAACCAACGCCCUUUGUUAUUGGUGCCGGAUCGACGGGCUCUGUCAUACCAGCCACUGCCACGCUCGGUGGUCCCGCCCGUAUGUUGCAAUAAACCAAGAAGGUGUGUGAUUCUCUUUGUGUGUCCACUGACCCUCGGGGUGGAGAAAUGUCGUAACAUUUGAUGGAAACCAUAUAGCGAAAUGAAUAGGAAAUAUGCGGAAGUUGAAACAGACAUUUGCUUCUAACAUCUCCCUUAUUUCUAUUUCUAACAGAUCCUAAGCAUAAUAGUCAACACAGUGAAUUGUCAUUGCUCUCGAAUAACAGUUCGUGAAAUGGUUUUCGUUAAUUGGGGGUCUAACUAUCCGGAGGUCUUAAUGUGCUAAUCAACUGUUGUUGUCACUGUCACUGAACCGAUACAAAAUGGAGAUACCCGCGCUUCAAAGGCAGUGACUCCUGAUGAGGCAAGCUCAGGGCAUGGGCUCAUUCUUGUGUUUUAGAUUUAAUGCGGUGGAAUAAAUGUGUUUCUGAUAACACAUGUUGUUACUUAAUGCUACCAGUCACUCGAUUUAGCAAGCGCGACAGCCUCAUAACAAAGGGAUCUAGUAUUUAAUCAAAUCAAACAGGAGAGCGACAAAAAUAAAAUUACUUAUGACCCAGUAGCAGUGCUAUGUAUACAUAAAUAUGAGCAAAAUAUGUAAAAUAAAAUAAAACAUUACAAAAUCAUUAUAGUGAAUAAAUACUACAAGGAGAAUCAUCUGGACUGUAGAAAAAUAAAAAAUAAACCAUAGUUUGAAAACGCUUAUUUUUCAACAACGCGGUAGAUAGUUUGUCAUCCUAUUUUUCACUUGAUAGAUAGUUGUGUAAAAAUUAGAAUUAGUCCUUGCCCUACGGGCAGCCACCUUACAUGAAGAAUACAAUACAUGGGUCGUAUAUUUGUAGAGUUUUUACAAUUAGUUUUCUUCGAGUUUUGUUUCUGAUUGCAAAAGUACAUACAAAUAAAUUAGUGUCUAUUUGAGCUACACGUUUUUAGUGAACCAAUGAAUGCAAACAACACACGCUUGGGAAGGAAAGUUUAUAAAACUUUUUUCUCGUCAACUUUAUUUUACAAAUGGAAACUAAUAGAAAGCUGAUAUUAGAUUUUAGUAACCACGAGGAAAGGGAGGACACCCGCCCGACGAAGCUCACAUCAGUCAUAAUCGAACGAAAACAAAGAAGGGUGAAAUUGGGACUGUAAAUGAAAUAGUUUUCAUCGGCGUAUAAAACUAUAAUGGCAGAUACCUGAGACAGGCGAUAUAAAAUGUUAUUGAAAUUGUAAACAGAAUUAAGACGACAAAGCUGACGAAACUCGCUAACAGCGAAAGUUUACAAACAAUGCGAGAAAAAAAAUGCUAGCUCGUGUGUAAUAUUGUAGCGAAGGAAGUGUGAAUUACGGGACACUUAAUAUGAUAAUGUGAAGUUUACUGAAAAUUCUGUAACAAUAUACCAACACUGACUAAUGUUGAUACUGAGAAAAAUA
Topomyia yanbarensis is the source of this 10093-nucleotide messenger RNA. RefSeq lists its product as uncharacterized. The record is from RefSeq and is a predicted model, not a curated record. Lineage: Eukaryota; Metazoa; Arthropoda; Insecta; Diptera; Culicidae. Bases 968 to 8689 code for a protein of 2573 amino acids. The transcript has 4 exons.